Molecule: messenger RNA, 4241 nt
Organism: Ostrinia furnacalis (Asian corn borer)
Lineage: Eukaryota; Metazoa; Arthropoda; Insecta; Lepidoptera; Crambidae
Gene: dlt
Product: codanin-1 like protein dlt
Exons: 14
Coding region: 84-4046 (1320 amino acids)
Biological process (GO): chromatin organization
Cellular component (GO): nucleus
Source: RefSeq, a predicted model, not a curated record
UUAAAAUGGCUUUCGUCGAAAGUUUAAGCGCGCAGCUGCUAAAAUCGAUUUUAUGAAACAAUUCCACUGUAGACUCGAGCAAAAUGCCCGAUAUUAUUAUAGAAAGUGUCCUUAAAGGAAAAUUAGACUGUGAACUGUUAUUUAAGUGGUUGAACAACGAAGAGAUCGAGGAUCCGCCCGAGGAUUGUAUACUGUUCUGUUGUAAUAGAAACGAGUUCGUGGCGUACUUUUUGUCGUAUUUGAGAACACAGACGGAAAGUGUCCUACAAACGAACAGCAAUGCGCCGCCUCCUCUCCACCAAACGCCUGAAAAGGUCCUCAACCCGCGCCGGAAACACCGACGUUCCAUCAGCGACCCGACCAGCGAUGAUAGAAAAGACACCUUAUCCGUCAAAUCGACGUCCCUACGCAGUCAGGAAUCCCCUAGCAAAGAUCGAAAGCGAACUGGACGACGGGUUAAGACGAAACUAUUCGAUGAUUCUACGAUAUCCUCCGAUGAGUCCAGAAUUAGCACUGGCAUGGAGAAAGUCUUCGUAUCUAGUACCCCAAUGAAGAGCAAUUCUAGAUCAGAACUGCCAGCUACCAGCCCAGUGACUCCGUUAAGGAGUUUCAUGCAUGAAAGAUGUGAUACUCCCAGGCUGAGUCACAGACACAGAUCGCAUGAAAAAAGCUGCCUAGGUGACUAUUUGGUCGGUGAUUUUGCUCAAAAGAGUUCCAAAAAGAAGAAAGGUAGGAAUGCUUCUGAUAGCUCAGAACCUGUGGAGUUAGAUCUGAGUAAUUCUGAUGCAUUUCCCGAGAUUGGAGCGAGAAAAGCUAGUUCUUUGAGGUCUGAUAAACGAAGGAUUAAACCGACAAAUAUUGAUAAGAGCACUUCAAAGAAGAGUGUGUCUCUAAACAGUUUUAAUUCAGACUAUUUUCAGCAGUCAAGCGUUUCUUUGCUUGAAGAUAACGCAGUAUUUAAGCAACAAAGCAUCCAAUCAAAAGAAGCGAGUGGAUUUGACGCGGAAAGAAGCAUGUUGAAGCAAGAACGUCACAAGUUGAUGGAGAAAUUCAAUAUUCUGAACACUACAGCUUCACCCAAACCUGUUGCACCCAAAAUAAAGGUUACACAAAAGGAAUCGUUUGAACAAGCAAAAACUUACAUCAAAUCGGACUCGACAAAAAUCGUUUUCAAAGAAAAACUUGAUCUCUUAUGCGAUAUAUACGAUAUAUUAAUGAAUAACAAUCUAAUUUUAAGCGUAAGCACAGAAAUAUACUUCUUAAUAUCGAUUUUACUGUCAAAGCAAUGCGAAGAAGAGUACAAGACAGUCGAAAGCAAUUUGAAAGACAAUAAUUUUGAAUAUUUAAUGAAAUCUAUACACAAUAGCACGUAUUUUGCUGUGAAAUGCUUGUGGAAUAUGCGCACAAUAUUAGAAGUUGUCUUGGAUAGGAAUUCUUUAAAAAUACUCGGUGAAAAUAAGAAAGUUCGAGCUUUUUAUCCGGACUUAGCGAAGUUUUUGCUAAAUUCUUACGGAUUAAAGUGUGAGUUAGAAGGAGGACAGCAAGAGAAGAAAAGUGUAGAGAGAAUAUCCAACGGUGUGAUAUGCUUCAACCAUGAGACGGACAACGUUGAUAACUUUCCAUCGGUGAUGAGUUUUCAGAACUUCAAAAAGCAGAGGGACAUGUUUUACGAGAUUGUGAGAUGGUACCAAGAGACCACAGCGUCAGGCGGGUCGCUAUCGUCCUUCCGAGCUCGGAUCAAGACCUUGCUGUCGUGUGGACAGGCGUCAGCAAACUAUGCUCAUCUUGCUGCUUUGUUCACUCAACACAUGUUGGCUGAAUGUCUGCCUGCUAACACCCAGGAAUCCAAACUCAGCAAGCUCCAACGCCGUCUCACCUGCCCCACCAACGCGGAAAGCCACCGACUACCCGCGUUCUCGACCAAAGAGACGUUCUACGCUUCGUUUAUACGCUCAGCGGACGGAUUCUUCCGAGUACACUUACAGGACGCAGUGGCUAGCAGUCUGGUGUCGUUGGACGCGGCGCCCGGUUUGACUUCGCACCCAGACGUGUCCAAAGACUACCACUCGCUGGCCAAGAAGCUGUGUCUGCUCGGCAAGUUCUCGGGCUUCGUCGCGGCUCUCCCAUACAGCCUGGCGCCCGAGACAGCCCGGCCUGCGCCCCACCAGCCGCCGAGGGGCCGCGCCGCUGAGAGCGAGGUGGCUCAGAGGAACCAUAGCCAACCAACGCUUGACCUCAAAGGCAUGCUGACAUCAGCCUACCAGACCUCCCGCCUCAUAAUCACCGUUCCAUGGGUAGUCCACUACCUAUCCAUGUUGGACUACGCUUCACUCCGCAUACCAUACUACCAAGAACUCCUCAAAAUCCUCCGUCACAUCUAUAUAAACCGCUUAAAAACCAGUGAAACGUUCCUAAAAAAGAACACAGUGAUUUUUCUAAAGUGCACGCUUGGGUGGUUGUUCGAUUUGCCUCAUUUCCCUCAAGAUAUCACCUGUGAUAAUAACCCAGUGAUCAGUGAAGUGAAUAUAGACUGCAGUGAAGUGAUAGAUGAAGUGAUUCUGUUCGAUCUGUGCCCGUAUUUGAGGGAUGUUAACGUGCUGCUGUCUACGUGCAAAGUGAGCCAUGAUCAGAAAGAUGUGGGGACUUUCAGGCAUAUCACUCCGGUUAGUCUGACGUUGAACCCGGAGGAUCGGUUGAGGAAUAAGGAAAGGGAGUUACAGUCGCGUCUCGAAGAAGAAAUGCUCAAAAGCCAGCCGUCCUCAACUCGGCGCGUGUUAGAACUGGUCACGGAGCGAGUGGCCGCGGCCACUGUGCGCGAGCUGGCUCGGCCACUGGCCACCGCGAGAGAGCAGGUGGCCGCCCGGGCCGCCAGGACGGUGCGGGAGAGAGCCGGUAUGACGCAGGCGGCGUUACUUCAGUCACUACAGACGUUAUACUCCGAGAAGCUGGACGAGCUUCGGACGAGUGCGUUAGAGGGCGCCUCUGUCACCAUCAAGAGGAGGGCCUCAUCUGCCCUGAGGGCUUUGCUGCCUCAAGCACCGUUACCAUUACAGGCGUUAGCUGCUAACAACUGCCUGAGCAAAGUCCGACGGUGGCUGCAACAGAAUUGGACUAGAACUGACGUCCUUUGCAAAGACAUAGAAGCUGAAAUGAAGAAUCUCAUAGCGGUGGGGGCAGCGUCCGCGCAUAAGGCCGCGUGCUCACAGUCGCUCACGGUCGACGAGGCGGAAUGGGCGGCUCGCAGCACCAGCCCUGCUGCCACGCUUAUACAUCUGAAGGAACAAAUCUGCCUCCUCCUUGAAGACGAAGAACCAACUGAUCUACAACAGACACUGAUUGAUUGCGCCGCGUGCUGUGCGCCCGAGAAUGUGUUCCGACGGCCGCCUACACAGAAGGCGCUGUUACAGCUUAGCGUCGAGCUGUGUCUUGUAUAUGUCAGCAAGAAACCGCUAGAAGUCACCGAGUCAUUCCUCAACCAGCUCCACUCAAUAUGGAACGUCUGCUGUCCAGACAGGAAGCGGAGUGCCCCCGAAGAACUCACCCUCCCAGAGAGAAGACCUGACCUCUCUCCGGAGUUCAGGAACUUUGACGAUGACCGAGUACCCACCCCGGUCUCAGACGAAGACGGACCACCGGUGACCAACAUUAAAAUAGUGACCGUUGACAGUGACAGUGAAGUGAAAGUGGUAGACAAAGUGAACGAUGAAAUCAGUGAUGAGAAUUUGGAGUUUUUUGACAGGAUUCUGUGCCCGAGGAAUAUUGUGUUAUUGAGUUCGUCUAAGAGCAAGCCGACUGAUGUAUGGGAGGCUUUGGCUACGGUGUUGGUGUUUUUGCUGAAGAAUGCUUAUUUGAGUGAGGAUUCACUCACUGAGCAGUGUCUAGCUGUGUACAGACAAGAUUGGCCACAGAACAUUCUAGAGAACCUAUCCACCUGUAUGAAGUCGGUAUCGUCGCGGUGGUCACGCUCGUCUACUGGCAAGUUUACCUUAUUCCUGGACUUCCUCGCAGAAUACUGCGGGGACAUGGAUUAUGAGCCAGCGGAUUGAAGCCGGACGGAUUGAGGUCUUUGGAUUGAAGUCAGAUGGAUUGGGGUUUUUGGAUUGAAGCCGAGUGGAUUGAGGUUGAAGUGAACGAGGUUUGUGAAGGUUUAGUACUGUGUUUCUUUAUUGUUUUGAUGGUGAAAUUUGUUAACGUAACCACGUUUAAAGCCAAUAUUACGUAUGUUACAAUAAGGCACAGAA